AAGCCUCCUUACCCCUCAUGCAGCAAUAAACUGCUAAGUCACGUUAGGCAACUUUCAACGAUUGCCUGUCGGAGUUACUCAGAAUGAACGGCAGAAACAAAUUAACAGAGAAUAAUUUAGGAAAGAAAGCUGAUAUUAACUUUGUAAACAGUGUGCUGCGAAGCCAUAAGGCCCAGGUCGAUGAAGAUGCAAAGGGUAUGCUUUUGGAUGUGGUAUACACUCUGGCCAGAGAUAAACUCGCCGAGUUGCGUUGCUUUGCCGAUCUGAAAAAUAAACGCUUGAUAGAUGAAGAGGAUUUACGAAUUUCAAAUGUGGAGAAAAUCAACGAAUUUCAGGACGGACCGAUGUAUCUAGACCAAACGAUUAUUCAGCCCAUCGCCAAGCCUGUGCGUCCGACUAGCCUAUUGCUACCACCGUGGGGCGACUGCGAAUUGGGCGUCGAUGCACACUUGAAGGAGCUGAAAUCGGAGGCAUCCGAGGCGGAUAAGCAACCAGACGAUGACAAUCCGAAAAAAGUGGCACGCAAGCAGGCACUCAGCAAGUCAAAAAACCAACAUUGAAAAGUUAAAAAAAACGUAUAUAUAUAUAUGUAUAUAUAACUUUAUAACGACAAAUAACAAUACUCUCAAUUAGAAAAGAAAUAUGAUAAUUGUUAAUAGUGCUAACAAUUUCCAAGAGA
Drosophila grimshawi is the source of this 679-nucleotide messenger RNA. RefSeq lists its product as uncharacterized. Lineage: Eukaryota; Metazoa; Arthropoda; Insecta; Diptera; Drosophilidae. The coding region runs from base 84 to 560 and encodes 158 amino acids. The record is from RefSeq and is a predicted model, not a curated record. The transcript has a single exon.